This is a messenger RNA of Colletotrichum navitas, 1467 nucleotides long. RefSeq lists its product as uncharacterized. The record is from RefSeq and is a predicted model, not a curated record. The transcript has a single exon. Bases 1 to 1467 code for a protein of 488 amino acids. NCBI's taxonomy places the organism in Eukaryota, Fungi, Ascomycota, Sordariomycetes, Glomerellales, Glomerellaceae.
AUGUCGGCCAAGACGCCCAAGCCUGCCACUCCCAAGCCUGAACUCAUGACCACAAGCACCAGCCCUCGGACCUAUGACGAGGCCCCGACCAGCUUCCCGCCAUCGCCGCCCCUCUCUGUCGCUUCGCGUGAUUCUCUUUGCUAUUCGGAGUCGGCACCAUCCACCAGUGAAUUCCAUCAUGUCGACCUGCGUCGUGACGGCGGGGCCCCGUUGUCCGACAUCACUACGCCUCCCGCCACUCCUUCCGCCCACCAAGCUUCCUCUCCGGAUUCGUCGGAUGGCCUGGAUCUUGCUGGCGAGCGCUUGCUGAAGAAACAAAUCAUUAAAAGACCUCGCCCGGCCGCCGACGAGCCUUUGAAUGCCCGUCUUAUUCGACAUUUUGGUGCCCACGACCAGUCGCUUCGAGAUAACUUCCCGGAGCAGUACGCCAAUGGUAUCCACGAAUUCUACGAUGGCUCCAACAUCACCGUCAGCUUUUAUAACGCUGAAAAGAAAAGGCGUGGCAUGGACAAGAAGGAUUAUUUGCCGGCCUUCUUCAGCCUUUCUGCUUUUCGGGAUGUGCUGGAGCGUGGAAGGCCUGUCGGCCGGCGCUUCAUUGCUGGCUCAAGAAACAAGAUGGGCGUCGAGCCACAGUAUCUUCUUCAAGCACGAUGCCUCGGAUUCGAGACCAAGGUUUUCGAUCGAGUGCGCAAGUUUCCUACCUCUUCUGACUCUGAGGAUGAGUUCCAGGGAAUGCAAAUGCGCGAGCAAGGAGUCGAUGAGCUUGUCCAUCUCGGCAUGGCGGAAAGCUUGUUGGACCAGAACCCCGGCAUCAUGGUUCUUGCCACCGGAGACGGCAAUGUGGGCGAGUUCUCGGGUGGGUUCCCUGGCUUCGUCAUAAGGGCUCUGAAAAGAGGCUGGAUUGUCGAGGUUUACUCGUUUGCCGAGAGCGCCCAUUCUAUCUGGAGAGACCCUUCCUUCAUCAACGAUCCGGAGUGGACCGGCCGCCUGAGCUUCCAUCCCUUGGACAGCUUCAUCCUAGAUUUGAUCGAUCUGAAUAAGGACCAAGUCUUCUAUCCUGCUUCGUCUGCCGCAGCAUCUUCGCGCUCUUCUUACCUCAAGAGGAGCAAGACGGUAAAGGCGACCAAGAUUAUCAACCUCCUCGAGGUUGACACUUCGGGGUCUGGCACUAUUCCUCCGCAGACUGCUGCCGCCGUCGAACGAGCACCCACGCCUGCUGCUCAGCCUGCGCAGGCUUCUCCUGCCAAUCUAUCAACAUCCAUUCCCAGCCUUCAAGGGUCCUUCGCUCACGGCGCGACCGACCACUACCCUACGUAUGUGCAGCAACUCGCUCAAAGUUACAUGGCCUCUUCUCAGUACAAAGUCUCCCUACAGUCUUACACCUCGCAGAUCUUGGGAGGCUAUGAUUAUACUGCGGCUUUGGCAAAGGAUUCUGCCAUCCCCCUCACCUCACCUUCUUGGUCUUAG